ACUCGAAUCGAAUACAUAGAAACGCCAACACAUUUUUGGCCCACUGCCAAUACAAACUGUAGGCAAGCUUAGUAUAAUUUUUUAUUUUUAUUUGAUCACCGUUUAUACCACAACGUUGGUUGAUGAAAAUGCAUCGCUUACACGUUAUUCCAAGAAAGCACAAAGACCAUGACAAAUGCUUGAUCGAGCUGUACAAACCCAAAAAAUUUGUGGCCGAGUCACUGACUUCGGUUUAUUCAAGUCGCACCACAGUUGCUCCCAACGGAAGUAUACACGCCGAUUCCGUCAGAGGCAUCGAGGAUCGCCACCUGACCGUUUCCCCUAAACUGCCCAGCCUCCUGGAGCGCGCUUCCCAGUCGCAGAGCAUGAACCUCUAUGACCUGUCCCAGCAACUCCUGGAUCAGGUGGAUGGCAUCAACUCGGAGAGCGAGUGGUCAGAUGAAAGCGAGAGGAUUCGACGUGGGGAAUUAGUCCCGGGUAUAGUCCGUCGGGGUGAUGAAAGGGCCUUCAAUCUGAAGGAGCGACUGAAGGUUAGGGAGCGAAUGAAGGUAAAGGACGCCGGGUACUACAGUAAAAGAACUCCUCCAAUUCCCACUAUGGAGGUCACAAGCAAGAGGAUCAAAAAAAGAAAUAGGGAGUAUGCUGAAAAUGUGGUCGGACCCCUGAACUCGAAACCAAAUCAUAAGUUGGGACGCAGGAUUCCCGAAAGCUGCGAAUCCCUCUGUGCCGAACCAGUAAUCCUAAUUUCAAAAACGCCUGAAGUCUCGAGAGAUCCGACAACGCUCAACAUGCAGAAAGUCAAAGUGAAGCCACAACCUGUAGAUUCUGAAAAAGAUGUGGACUCCUUCAGAUACUCCGAAAACCCAAAGAAGACCUUCAGGGCAAUCGUUGGAAGAGCAGCUCAGAAUGCUGGCUACCAGAAUCAGGAUGGCUCCAGUGAAGAGGAUCAGAAAGUUCUACUGCAAACUAUUGAAAAUAUCAAUUUGGGAAAAGUACUUAGAAUCCGGGCUGCGCAGCAGUUUCAUUUUAUGCUGGAUCUGAUUGAUGAUCACUACAUCUAUAGCUCGCUGCUGCUGCUGGCCACCUUGGCGUACUUGGUCUACAUCCUGUGGUACGAUAUUAGUGACAAUCUGAACGAGAAAGGUCGGUAUCUGGCCAAAAUGAAAAGCUCUAGACUGCCGAUGAAGUGCUUCUACUAUGUGAUGCGUCUGCUGAGAGCUCCCAUUUUUUGAUGGGCCAGUGAAUUUGAAGAUUUAAACAAAACAUUUUCCACUUUCAUAACAACAGUGCACUCUAUUAUUCAGUUCUAUUUCAAUGGCGAAAUAUUUAUUGUAAAAUAUUUAUAAAUGGAUAUUUUGGCUGUUUUUUCGCUCCCCAACAAAGUGUUGAAUGGGACUCGCGCUCCAACGCCUCUUGCACGCUGCCACGCCCCUCAUUUCCCACCUGGAUCGCCUGGUGCCGGGCUAACAAAUGAAAAACAAAUAUUAAACCGUGUUGUUUUGCCAAAAUAGUAGCAAAAGCCCACACACACACAUGCAGAGACACACACACACACACACACACACACCGGAGCGCACACAGAAUCCGCGGAAAUUGUAAAGUGUUAAAAAUAAUAAAUUAUUUCUGUUAUUCUAA
Messenger RNA from Drosophila teissieri, 1635 nucleotides. RefSeq lists its product as uncharacterized. Bases 123 to 1232 code for a protein of 369 amino acids. The transcript is spliced from 6 exons. The record is from RefSeq and is a predicted model, not a curated record. Lineage: Eukaryota; Metazoa; Arthropoda; Insecta; Diptera; Drosophilidae.